AUGGGAGACGACAAGCGCAACAGCGUCGCGGGAAAGGUCGCGACGCCCAAGACGGGUGGUAGCAGUCCUGCUAUACAGCCGCUCGCGGAUCCGUUGGAGACGCUGGGGAAGGCGAUUGGAGGGAGAAUCAAAAUCACAACCACAACCCCCCACUCGCAAACCCUCGAAGGCAGCCUCUUCACCGCCGACCCGAUCCUCAACCUCAUCGCCAUCAAUAGCCGCUCCAACUCCGCGUCGAGCGACUACCACAUUGUCCCCGUCUCCAAGAUCCAGAACGUGCAGAUCCUGUCGUUGCCCGCCGAGAGGGAUGGCGGCUUCGCGAGCGCACAGCCGCCGAUUGGGGCCGUGGAUACGCGGGUGCUGAGGCAGCGCGAGGAUGCCCGCGUGGCGAAGUUGAAGGAGAAGGAGAUGAAUCGCGGGAAGGGCGUUACGAGGGAGGCGCAGGCGAUUUAUGAUGCGCUCAGGAGGAUUAACAUGCCCGUCCGCUGGCACGGCAAUCAAAUCAUUGCCCACGACACGGUCAUCAUCUUCCCGCCGUACAAACCGGAAGAUUGCAGGGGACAGUCGAACAAGCCGGAGGUGACGAAUCGGGUUAAGAAGGUGCUGGAGGGCGAGAGGAGGAAGUUGAAGGAGAAGGAGGAGAGGGAGAAGAAGGCUGCUACGCCCACGGGGCCGAGGAAGGGAGGUUGA
Zasmidium cellare ATCC 36951 is the source of this 690-nucleotide messenger RNA. RefSeq lists its product as uncharacterized. The coding region runs from base 1 to 690 and encodes 229 amino acids. The transcript is spliced from 3 exons. NCBI's taxonomy places the organism in Eukaryota, Fungi, Ascomycota, Dothideomycetes, Mycosphaerellales, Mycosphaerellaceae. The record is from RefSeq and is a predicted model, not a curated record.